Globicephala melas (long-finned pilot whale) is the source of this 1752-nucleotide messenger RNA. It is a transcript of the gene GBX2, whose product is annotated as gastrulation brain homeobox 2. Lineage: Eukaryota; Metazoa; Chordata; Mammalia; Artiodactyla; Delphinidae. Gene Ontology annotation, molecular function: DNA-binding transcription factor activity, RNA polymerase II-specific; RNA polymerase II transcription regulatory region sequence-specific DNA binding. The record is from RefSeq and is a predicted model, not a curated record. Gene Ontology annotation, cellular component: nucleus. Gene Ontology annotation, biological process: regulation of nervous system development; regulation of transcription by RNA polymerase II.
CCGGGUCCCGCUCGGCCCCUGCCCGGUGCACCAAGUUGUGCUCCCGGCGCCUGGCGGGCUUCCCGGUGGCGGCGCGGCGCGGGGACUUUUCGCCUCUCGCGGGCCUCUCCCGAGCGCGUCUAUGAGCGCAGCGUUCCCGCCGUCGCUGAUGAUGAUGCAGCGCCCGCUGGGGAGUAGUACCGCCUUCAGCAUAGACUCGCUGAUCGGCAGCCCGCCGCAGCCCAGCCCCGGCCAUUUCGUCUACACUGGCUACCCUAUGUUCAUGCCCUACCGGCCGGUGGUGCUGCCGCCGCCGCCGCCGCCGCCGCCCGCGCUGCCCCAGGCCGCGCUGCAACCGGCGCUGCCGCCCGCGCACCCUCACCACCAGAUCCCCAGCCUGCCCACCAGCUUCUGCUCCAGCUUGGCGCAGGGCAUGGCGCUCACCUCCACGCUCAUGGCCACGCUGCCCGGCGGCUUCUCCGCGUCUCCCCAGCACCAGGAGGCGGCGGCUGCCCGGAAGUUCGCGCCGCAGCCGCUGCCUGGCGGUGGCAACUUCGACAAGGCGGAGGCGCUGCAAGCCGACGCGGAGGAUGGCAAAGGCUUCUUGGCCAAGGAGGGCUCGCUGCUUGCCUUCUCCGCGGCCGAGGCUGUGCAGGCGUCGCUCGUCGGGGCUGUCAGAGGGCAAGGGAAAGACGAGUCAAAGGUGGAAGACGACCCGAAGGGCAAGGAGGAGAGUUUCUCGCUGGAGAGCGAUCUGGACUACAGCUCGGAUGACAAUCUGACUGGCCAGGCGGCUCACAAGGAGGAAGACCCCGGCCACGCGCUGGAGGAGACCCCGCCGAGCGGCGGCGGCGCGGGCAGCACCACGUCCACGGGCAAGAACCGGCGGCGGCGGACUGCCUUCACCAGCGAGCAGCUCCUCGAGCUAGAGAAGGAGUUCCACUGCAAAAAGUACCUCUCGCUGACCGAGCGCUCACAGAUCGCUCACGCCCUCAAACUCAGCGAGGUGCAGGUGAAAAUCUGGUUCCAGAACCGCCGGGCCAAGUGGAAACGGGUGAAAGCUGGCAAUGCCAAUUCCAAGACAGGGGAGCCCUCCAGGAACCCCAAGAUCGUUGUCCCCAUCCCCGUCCACGUCAGCAGGUUCGCCAUUAGAAGUCAGCAUCAGCAGCUGGAGCAGGCCCGCCCCUGAGGGCCCAGGGAGGGCUAGGGCCUGGACCACCGUGGAGAAGCCACAGUGCCCGAGGGAACCCAUGGUGGACUCCACCGUGUCUGAGGCAAAACUCAAAGUCACCCCCCAACUUUGGACAUCCCCAGCAAAUUGAGAGUAUAUUCAUGAAACAGGCUUGAAAGACUGCUUUUGAAGGGGCCACAGCUACACCUGAAGACACACUAAAUAUUUAUUAUACUACCCUACUUUGUACAUUAGAUGUCUAUAUAGACUGGAUCUCAGCUGCUGUAUUUUGAAAGUUAUAGGACCCAACUACCCAGUAAUGUCCUCCAGCCACAUUCCAGAAGAGAACAAAACCUCUGCUGUAACCUGCCACGCACAGCAGCCACUUUUCCAUACUUUUCCAAAGGUAAACAUCACAUGCAGGAACGAACACUGGGGUCUCCAUUUCUUUUUGUUUCUAUUCUGGCGUUUUUAGUUGACUGAAAAGCAGACGUUUUGGGGCAGCCUGGAAAUUCGCUUUGCUUUGGUUUUGCCUGGCUUUCUUUCCUGGGGUUGCAUAUCCUAUGAGCCAUGUCUGAAGCACGUCUCCGUUGUGUUUAAUU